Messenger RNA from Cladocopium goreaui, 3951 nucleotides. Lineage: Eukaryota; Dinophyceae; Suessiales; Symbiodiniaceae. The record is from the annotation of a GenBank genome assembly.
AUGGACCUCAAAGCGUUGCUCCGCAGAGCCCACAUGUUCUCUUUGGAGGACUUCAAGACGCUGUGGGCCUCUGUGAGGGAGCUAGUGGUUAUAGAGACCCUUGAUGAUAAGGGUAAACCACAGGGAGAAGCCCUUGUCCGAAUGGACCAGCUUUACCAAGCUGACGCAGACGGUGCCUUUGCUAAGGUAAGCUAUGUGGCCUGCAGUGAUGAGUACUACCAGUGGUGGGUGGACCACGAUAUGGGCACCAAUACCUUCCACCAUUUUUGCAGGCAUGACACGCUCAAGGGCUGCAUGGCCAAGACAGGGCGUGAAGGGAUUGUCCAUGUGCUUCAGUGGACUCCCGUCACUCGGCCUGAAGCUGAGACCGUUCUGCGCGAGUGGGACUACUCACCCAGCUUGCUCGGGAGGACCCCGAGGUCGUUGCCUGCGCCGCUUCCUGAUCGAAGAGUUGUGAGUGAGUCGGCUUCCAAGUCAUUGCCCUUGAGACCGCCACCAGGGCUGGAGAAAGCGAGAACUCCGGCUCUCAGGAAUCUGGAAACUCGACCGGGGCCUGAUCAAGAUGAAGAACAUGAGGAGGAAGAGGAAGCACAUGACCUACGAGUGAAGAAGAGUGGUAGGGCCAGGCCUGUUUCGCCACCACCGCCUCCUCCAAGGAAGCAACGCCCUCAGGAUUCAGGAGGAGCUGCACUUGACAAGAUGUUGGAUGAAGAUCCUCAUGAUGCUGACAGUGACAAGUUGCGUGGGGAUGCCCAUGAACGCCUGGCCACACUGCGGGAGGACCUGCAGAGGCGCAAAGCGGCUAGAGGCAAGUCUGACCCAGGAGCCGUGCUUGCAACUCGUGCAGCUGCAGUGGCCGAGACCGCUGGGAAGAAAAGGAAGUCAUCUCAGGGCGACAAGAUGAUCUCUGCACUCACCAAGGCCCUCAGGAAGAAGACCGUGAAGGAGGAGAUUGAUUAUGGUGAUGAGGCUCGCCACUCAGGUUCUUCCGAUGGAUCAGAUUCUGAGGAAGAUGAGAAACGCCUCCUAGGUGGUAGCCUAGGAUCAGGCUCGGCCGUGGCCAAGCAACGUAAACUAAGGCAGCUGAGUGAGAAGAAACCAGGACGGCUUCUACAGACAGGGUACGCAUCGAUGCAUGAGCAGGUGGGCACGUACUUUGGCAACGAUGAGGCCAACAAGGAUGUGCUCACCCCGGUGGCGCUCAGGUAUCUCCUGAGUUAUGCCUUGCCGCAGUUCCGCAAUGGAGUCAGCCACGACAAGUACCGGGAACUCAGAACUCUUGCGACAUGCCUGGAUCACCUCGUGGCUGGUCAAACAGGACAGGCGGGAGAUUUCCUCUUGCAGAGAUACAAGGCACUGUUGAUGACUCAACGAGAUGGGAGCGAUGCUGCAAGCAGGUUCAUCGAGCUCUUGCCGGAAGAAGACAUGCCCACUAUGGCCAGCUCUAGUGAGUCCUACUUGGCGAGGAGCCUCGCGGUGCACCAGGCGAAGUCGGAUGAGUUGUUGAGGAGGGGGGGGGAAGAGCAGGGCAACUUCCUCCCCUCAACUCCACCUGCAGUCAACCGAGAAACAAUCCCUGACAGUGAAAAGGAGCCCAACUCCGAUGAGAGAAAAAAGUGGCAGCCGAAGCCCACGUCGAGAUGUACGAGAUGGGAGCCUGACCAGACCAGACGUGAGGGAUCGAAGGGUCUCCUUCGAAGACGAGAGGGGGAGACCCCUGGCCCAUCAGAUCCCGGCGGCCUCAACUGGGAGAUUCAAAGCACUGAGAAAUUCAGUCCCGCGCCGGGAUGGGGAAAGUCGGAGCCACUGGAAAAGCAGAAUGAUGACACAGCUGGCACAGGAGGGGCCAGCCAAGGAAAGGUAGAUGUUUUUCUCUCGCAGUCAGCUUCAAUGUUGGCUGCAGAGGUCAACGAGGGUUGGCCUACCGUUUGCCCAGUGCUUGCUGGGGCCCCGGUGCCUGUAAGUCCACGUGAGUGGGAGAAGGGUCAUGGCAGAGGCCGUGUGGCCAGCUCUUGCUCGGUGCAUGCCGAACGUACAGGUGGUAAGGCAGAUGUUGUGGCCCAGGAGAAGCCUCUUUCGCCGGUCACCCAUGCACUUCCCUUGCGCCUGGAGGAGUUGCAGCCAGGGCUUCCUGAUGCAGCUGUUGGUGGCAGCCUGGAUGCUUUCAGGACGGCUGACAAUGAGGUGCAGGCGUGGCUGGGGAACCCAGAAAAAACCCUUAAACCACGUGAGAUGUGGCCAUCAAAGGUCCCAACUGCGAAGAUAAAUGCAACCAAAUCUGAGUGGUAUCGCGUUGUGAAAGAACUGCAUCAGCGGAAUAUCCUGGCAGUGAUCCCGAAGGAGGAGAUGUUUUCAGUGGAUGGUGUCAUGGUUUUGAACGGACCACUGUCUCCUCUGGUCAUCCGACGAUCAGAAGGGAGCCUUCUACGCUUGGAAGUUGCCUCCAGCUUGGCGUGGCCUGAUGACGUUCAGGUGGCCGGUGCCAGGGAGCAGGGUUCCAGGAAUGGCAGGAGUGGCGACGUGACAGGGCCGUGCCCCAAGACUCACAGCACCAGGUCACUCACUGGAUUCAGUAAUUAUCUUGAUGAUUUCGAUGCCCCUGAAAUUGUUCACACUGCUGACAUUGCCUCCUUGCAAGGGACUGUUUCCGAGUUGCAGCGCCGACAGAGGGCGGCUUAUGAUGUCAAUGGGGUGGCCAUUUCCCUGAAGAAAUCUCAAAGCAGGGAAACAAAAGUCGUGCGUAUGGGGGCUGAGAUUGAUGGAGUGAAAGGUCUGCUGUCUGCUCCCUUGACAAAAAGACGAGAGGUAAUCGGGUUUGCUUUGUGGCUCUUUGGACAGCGUUUGCCCCUGGCGAAGGGCGCUCUGAUGGUGUUGGGCAGAAUGGUGCGCUGCUUUGAGUUCAGGCGCCCCCUCAUGAGUGCCCUGAGGGACUGCUGGCCGACUGUGCCGCCACAUGUUAGGAUGCCGCUAAAGAGGGAGACGAUCCGUUCUUUGAUCAGAGGCUGCAUCCUUAUGCCCAUGGCAGUUGCCAACUUGAGGUCUCAGGUAGAUGGGCUGGUGAGCGCCAGCGAUGCAUCAGAAACAGGAGGUGGUUUGUGUGUUUCUCAUGAGUUAACCGAUGAAGGACGUGCCACCUUAGAGACCCUCCAGAGUGGCGCGUACGCUGAGUCAAGGAUGAGCCCUUUCCACGCGGCAGGUGAGAUGCCUGUAAAGGACCCAAAAGGUCCGAAAGUGUUUGUGCUUUCGCUUUUUGAUGGAGUGGCAGCAGUCAUGUGCGCUUUGACAAGGCUUCCUUGCCAGGUCGUGGGCUUUGCCGCGUCUGAAAUUGACCGUGAAUGCAAGCGGCUAGUGAGAAAACGCUGGCCUGGCGUUAUCGAACUUGGCAAGGUUGAGGACAUCACGGACACGGUGAUCACGUCCUUGGUGAACUCGCUGGGUUUUAAGAUUGAUAUCUUGCUCAUCUCUGCGGGGAGUCCCUGUCAAGAUCUCACAGCGUUGCUAGCUAACCGAAAGGGCCUGGAGGGGAACAGAUCGAAGCUGUUCUUUCAUAUCCCACGCAUCCAUGGACUCUGCAAACGCCGUUUUACGGGCCGCACAGCCCUGCUGGUGGAGAAUGUGUACUCGAUGACAGCGGAGGCACGAGAUCAGUUUACGGAAGUUUUGGGAGUGAGACCCAUCCUGAUAUUGGCAAGCGAUUUCUCUUGGGUAAAAAGACCACGUUUGUAUUGGGUUGACUGGGACAUUGACCCUCAGGCAGAUGAGAAGCUGAUUGACGAAGGAACUUUCCUGCGCUGGAAGUUUCCAGAUGUUAGGCAGGAGCAUGGCCACUGGGUUGACCCAGGUUGGGAGCAUCUUGGGCAGGAGUGCCUCCCCACCUUCACUAGAGCGCUGCCACGUGCAACAGCGCCGUUGCAGCCAGCGGGCAUCGCCACCGCGAGUCAUGAAGCUUGA